CUACACGUGUGCCGUCCACACUCUCUAGCGGCCUACCUUUCUCUCCAGGCGUGUGCCAUCCCCACUCCCAAAGCCCAUCAUUUCUUCCUCACCCCACACACCAUGUCUUCUCUAAAUCUCUGUCCUCAACCUCCUACUAAAUCUUCCAAACACCCACAAGACACCUCCAUUCAACUUACAAUCCCAUCCUCAUAUCCACCAACCAACCAACUCCAUAACGAAUCCCCACCGUUGGAUUACUUAUCACGGGCCCAGUGGCUACGUGCAGCCGUGCUUGGAGCCAGUGACGGGCUUGUCUCGGUUGCCUCGAUAAUGAUCGGAAUCGGAGCAGUCAACAAAACCACCAAAGCCAUGCUAGUAUCUGGUCUGGCUGGCUUAGUCGCCGGUGCAUGCAGCAUGGCUAUUGGAGAAUUCAUAUCAGUCUACGCCCAAUACGAUAUUGAAAUCGCCCAGAUGAAGAGAGAGAAGAUAGAAAGCAGAGGUGAACCGACCCAUCUGCCGAGCCCGAUUCGAGCUGCAGUAGCCUCAUUUGUAGCAUUUGCAAUGGGGGCUAUCUUGCCGUUGUUGGCAGGCGGGUUCAUACGCACAUGGUCGGUGAGGAUCGCAGUCGUGUGCGUCGUGACUAGCUUGGGUUUGGGCGGGUUCGGCGCUGUGGGGGCUGUGCUCGGCGGUGCACACGUGUGGAGAUCUAUGGUUAGGAUUUUAGUAGGUGGAUGGAUGGCUAUGCUAUUCACGUAUGGUGUGAUUAAGGUCUUUGGGAUUGUAUUUGGGAUGCAACUAUCUUAAGUCAAUUUGAUCUUUUGGAACGUAUGGCCAUUGAUGGUCUCGUUUCAUAACAGUUGUAAGGGAUCAAAUGAAAACAUAAAAACAAUUUCACUAAUUCAUGAUAUUUU
Messenger RNA from Magnolia sinica, 893 nucleotides. Its product is annotated as vacuolar iron transporter homolog 2-like. The record is from RefSeq and is a predicted model, not a curated record. Gene Ontology annotation, molecular function: iron ion transmembrane transporter activity; manganese ion transmembrane transporter activity. Gene Ontology annotation, cellular component: membrane. The transcript has a single exon. Gene Ontology annotation, biological process: intracellular manganese ion homeostasis. NCBI's taxonomy places the organism in Eukaryota, Viridiplantae, Streptophyta, Magnoliopsida, Magnoliales, Magnoliaceae. Bases 103 to 786 code for a protein of 227 amino acids.